This is a messenger RNA of Pelobates fuscus (common spadefoot toad), 1314 nucleotides long. It is a transcript of the gene MOSPD1, whose product is annotated as motile sperm domain containing 1. Gene Ontology annotation, cellular component: cytoplasm. NCBI's taxonomy places the organism in Eukaryota, Metazoa, Chordata, Amphibia, Anura, Pelobatidae. The record is from RefSeq and is a predicted model, not a curated record. The transcript is spliced from 7 exons. Bases 230 to 1033 code for a protein of 267 amino acids.
GGGUUGGGAAUUGUUUUGUUGGAGGAAGGAGAUUUCUCACUUCAGCAAUGGAACAUAAACAGCUUUGUUUGAAUGCAGAGAAAAAUCAGGCCUUUGUGGACAACAUAGCAGUCUAAUCAGCGCUGCGGGGACUUGUACAUUGAGCUGAUUACCCACCAGUUUAAUUUCUCUUUAAAGGCACUUCCUAAAAAAAAAUUAUAGUCCUUUAUUUGAGAAAUCUUGUUAUAACAUGGAAACCUUCUCCAGGCUGAAUCAUGGAAUAGAACACAGUGUUGUAACAGAACUGCCAAAAUGCACUAGAAGAUUUUACAGCACCACGCAGAGGAAGCUGGAAGAUCCUCAAGACAAAAGGAGCCGCCGAGGUUGGAAUACAGAUUCUGUGCCAAUGCAGCAGCAAACACGGAAGCCAGAAUUAUUGGAAGGAAACCUUCCUGUGUUUGUCUUUCCAACAGAACUGAUAUUUUAUGCCGAUGAUCAGUCCACACACAAGCAGGUGUUAACGCUAUAUAACCCUUACGAGUUUGCCUUAACGUUUAAAGUUUUAUGUACAUCACCCAGUAAGUACAUUGCUGCAGAAACGACCGGUGCUGUGAAACCUCAGUGCUGUGUUGAUAUUGUUAUUCGACACAAAGAUGUCCGAGCCAGUCACUUUGGGGUGGUCGACAAAUUUCGCCUUUAUGUGUUCGAACAAAGUCAGAAGAAGACGUUGGGGCGUAAAGAGGUAAUUGCCACACUUCUUCCGUCCGCAAAGGGUCAACAGCACAAAGAAGAAGAGGAGAAGAGAUUUAAGAAUGAACAUAUGGCCGAACAUGUAUUUCAUGAACAUAAACCUUAUAAGCCAGAUGUCGGAUCACCACCCUCAGGACCUAGUUUGCUGGUAGUCUUCCUGAUCAUAAUUUGCACAGCUGCACUGAUGCUGCCCACAUUGGGUGAUAUAGAAUCAAUGGUUCCCCUCUACCUCCAUCUAAGUGUGAGAAUGAAAUUAGUGGCUGCCUAUGUAUUAGGUUUAAUAACAAUGUAUCUGAGGAAGUAAAGAUUGUACUCUUCUGGGACUCUGAAUGUGUCUGUUCAAUUCAUCGUGUGGACUGCCUACUGUUUGUGUUGGGUCAACGUGCAAACGUCAGAAAGACUUAGUAGUGGUUUAAGACAAAACUGCAAAAAAUGUUUGUGUAUUACUGUAAUUGAAAGGAUGAAACAUAUUAACAGUGACUCUUGUCUGAGACAACAAAGAAUCUUUGUUUAAUGACAGCUGUGAAACGAAUCUGAAGAAAUGGCAUUUUAUAUGUACAUCUAUAAAAUACUUUUAUCGUAAAA